This is a messenger RNA of Melanotaenia boesemani (Boeseman's rainbowfish), 2746 nucleotides long. It is a transcript of the gene ankra2, whose product is annotated as ankyrin repeat, family A (RFXANK-like), 2. Gene Ontology annotation, cellular component: nucleus. The transcript is spliced from 10 exons. The record is from RefSeq and is a predicted model, not a curated record. Gene Ontology annotation, molecular function: protein binding. NCBI's taxonomy places the organism in Eukaryota, Metazoa, Chordata, Actinopteri, Atheriniformes, Melanotaeniidae. Bases 147 to 1178 code for a protein of 343 amino acids. Gene Ontology annotation, biological process: regulation of gene expression.
CCGACCAAUUGCGCAUGCGCAAAUAUAUCAAAACACUGACAGAGGAGAGAUGAUUUUAUGAGGUUGUGUGAACAAAGCAAUUCUCUAUCAAGCGUGCAGUGGCUUCAUUUUAAUAUUCGAACAUUAGUUCAAUAAACGACCUGAGGAUGGACAACGUUACGGCGUCCGCAGCAGGGGGGACUACGGAGUGUCCUCUGGUCUCAGAAGACAUGGAGGGAAUCUGUGUGAUGCCUGAUUUGAGUACCAUAAAGACUGAGCAGUCGGUGGGUGCAACCCCAGAUGACACAAAUCCUCAAAAUGUGGCCAUGGGCAUCAAGUUCAUUUUGCCCAACCGCUUUGAUAUGAAUGUUUGCUCAAGAUUUGUGAAAUCACUCAACGAGGAAGACAGCAAGAACAUCCAAGACCAGGUGAACUCUGAUCUGGAAGUGGCUUCUGUUUUAUUCAAAGCUGAGUGCAAUAUCCAGACUUCACCCUCACCAGGCAUACAAGUACGUCAUGUUUACACACCAUCCACCACCAAACAUUUUUCUCCUAUAAAACAGUCUACCACACUCACCAAUAAACACAGAGGCAAUGAAGUUUCCUCCACUCCUCUUUUGGUGCACUCUUUAUCUAUUCAUCAGCUGGCAGCCCAAGGAGAAAUGGUGUUUUUGGCAAGCAGGAUUGAACAAGAGACUGUAAUCAAUCUCCAAGAUGAGGAGGGUUUUACCCCGUUGAUGUGGGCAGCUGCACAUGGACAAAUAGCUGUUGUUGAGUUUCUACUUCAGAAUGGUGCCGACCCCAACCUCCUGGCUAAAGGGAGGGAAAGUGCAUUGUCCUUGGCCUGCAGUAAGGGGUACACAGAUAUUGUGAAGAUGCUCAUUGACUGUGGAGUGGAUGUCAAUGAAUAUGACUGGCCUGGCAGGCAUGUGUCCCACUGUCCACAGCUGCCCCGAAUGAUGCUGCUGAUGAGGCUAUGUAGGGCUCCAAUGACGAACAGCCCGCCUUCCGAUAACGAGCCGGCCAAUCCAGGUGCCAGAAUGGAGGAGCGCCUCUCCUGUACGCUGUCCAUGGCAACCAUGUGCGCUGUGUUGAAAUCUUGUUGGAAAGUGGUGCUGAUCCUACCAUUGAAUCAGACUCUGGAUUUAAUGCAAUGGAUAUGGCUGUGGCUAUGGGCCAUCGAAAUGUUCAACAGGUGAUGGAGGCACACUUACUGAAGCUACUGAUGGGAAUCAGAGAAUGAACGUGGGGAGAGCAAAUACCAGAAGGACAUUGCUAGUUGCUGGACAAUCAUAUCAUGCCAUGGAAACGGUCUGCAGGGAUAUUUAGCUCCUUUAGGAGAUAAUCCUACAGCAUUGCAUCAUUUAUUUAUUUAUUUUGUUGGCCUGAUGCACAUGAAGAUUUGUGCUGUGAGUUUUUGAUUAUAAUCCUCUUUCAAAUUGUCAUCCUUUGCACUUUUUUCUUACAUACCUGGGCAGUUGAAGUGUAAUCAGAACACACUGACAGAUUCACUCACUGUUAAAUAAACCAUGAGGGUUUGUUGGUCCUCUUGCCAUAAUAAUUUUCCCGUUCCCCUUUCCCACCUGUGUUUUUUCUAAACUGUUUACCAGAGUGCUAAUGGUUUUUAAGGUUAAAAUAAUUUUAUGUUACAUGUUCAGUUUAGCCUCAUAGUCGGGCAAUUUGGUCUUCGUAGUGAACAAAUCUCUGAGGCACACUAUAAACUGUUUAAUAUAUGACGCUGCCAAGCUGUUUGAGUAUUUACUAAAAGAGCUUUGUUUGUUUGUACUGGAUUUAUUUAUUUGAAUAAUUUAGACCGUUAUGGGUCCAUUGAUGUUGAGAUGUGUUGUGAAUUUUAAAAGACCUCACACUGCAAUUAUAUAUCCCACAGGGACAUUGGUGUUUGUGAGUUAGUUUUUUUAACAAGUGUAUUUAGAAGGGACAGUGAUUGUUAAUGAAAAUUACAUGAAAGCAUGUUAUGUAAACACCCCGGAUUUUAGUCAAAAGGGUAAAUUUCAUCCAUUGUCCCUGUAGCAGUUGUACCAGUCAUAAUAAGUUAUGUUAAAAAAAAAUAACCACUUUGGUGUCAGUUGUCUUUCUGUAAAGAUAUUUCUCCAAGUGAGUGUGUGAAAUCAGUGUUUAUAGUUACUGAAAUGAAGCUGCCAUAGGCAUUAAUCUGUAUAGCUGAACUAAAAGCUGGAUAAUACCAUGUUUUUGUUUCACUAACAGUAAUUUACUGUGGUAUUCUACUAACCUACACUGAAAAGUGUUAGAUUUUAAAUAAAAUGAAGAAACCUUGCAAAUAUAAAUUAAAAAUAAAAAUAUUAAACAUAAGUUUAUAAAAUAUAUUAACAUUUGUUUAUGGGAACUUUGAGAGCUAUCAGUCAGAUAGUUCUGUGUGUUGUAGAGCUCAAAUUUUAUGCAGUUUUUUCAGUACUUUCACAAAAGGUACUGCUAGGAAUUUAAUUUCAUGCUAUAAUUAACUAAAAAUAAAAUGGGUUGUGCACAUUAGUCUUAUGGGGACAAUUCUGAAAAUUGCUAAUUACAGGUUAGCUGAUUAUCACAAUGAUGUUAUGCUAGAGAAACGACUAACACUUAUAUUCCUUUAGAUGUGUUGCAGUGUGAAAAAUAUAUAUUUUUAUUGUAUAGCAAGCAGUGCUUUUGUCCACAGCUUUGUGGAUUAUUAUUCAUCUAAAUGUAUUUAAAUAAUGUGAGAAUAACUGAUUCUGUAAAUGGGGAAUGCAUAGAUUAUACCAUCUCUAAAACACCC